AUUGUGAGUCUUGCUUUAUUUCUUGGCGAGAGAUUUAUGAAGAGGAUCUAUUUGCUGAAGGUGAACCCUGCUAAGUAAUGCCCCUUGUGGUUUUUGCUAGAUUACACGUUUUAAUUGAAUUCUUGCCCCAACUUAUAAUUGUCAUCAGGAACGAUGCAGAUAUGUUUUGUAGGACUGGAGUGUCAUUGUUUGGUGAGAACCCUGUCGCAUGCUUUGAAUGUUUGCAUCUCUUUCGUUUGUACUUAUGAUUUUUUGAAAAAUUUUACUUCUGUCAGAUCAGUGUUGACAAAAAUCUUUGAAGAAUAUCGAUGCAAUAACAUCUCCUCCUCACUUGGAAUUGUUACGAGGUACGUAGCACUUUGAGUUUGAAGUGAAGAGAGUGACGACAAAAUGAACACCAAGAAGCUCCAUCUAGAGUGGUCGCACCUCUGUUUCGAGGUUAACGGGCGGCAAGUGCUACAAGAAUGUUACGGCCGUGUAUAUCCCGGCGAGGUGACUGCCCUCCUCGGCCCCAGUGGAGCGGGAAAAAGCACUCUGAUGAACUUGUUAGCCGCCAGACAAGCUUGGAGCGGACCCGGUCGGAAGAUGAGUGGCGUAGUUCGGUAUGGAGGCAAGCGUGUAGGGUUUGAUGAAUUGAAGUCCAGUGUGAGCUAUGUAAUGCAGAAUGAAGCUCUUUUAUCUUCUCAGACAGUGGAGGAGACUUUGCGAUUCGCGGCAGCGCUGAGAACGCCUUUGUUGUCGUUACCGCGGGAUGCUUCUAGUAAGGGAGGAGGGAAAAAGAUAAAGAGGGACGAUCUUGACCACAAGGAGAAGGAUGCUUGUUGCGUAGGUACUUCUAGAGAUGCUCAUACUGAUACCACUGAAGGCGAAGAACAAGCAGGCUUGGAUACAGACGUAAAAGAACUUGGUGACGAUGAUAACCAUGAAGAAGACGCCCAAGACCCUGAGGUGGUCGCAUCCAAUCCUCGUGCUUGCGCGCUUACUAAAUUUUCGGAAGCUAAUGCUGAGGAAGUUCUACAGGCUCUCGGCCUCCAAGAUGUCCGCCACAGCCAAGUCGGAAACCUUUCUGGCGGUCAGGCUAGACGAUUAUCAGUCGGCGUAGAAUUGGUUACGCGGCCGAGCCUCAUUUUCCUAGAUGAGUGCACUACCGGGUUAGACAGUUUCUCGACUGUGAAACUAUUAACGCAUUUGCGCGAAUACGCGGUCCAGCAGAACGCUAUAGUCGUAGCAACGCUGCAUCAGCCGAGUUCGGAAGUAUUCGAGCAUUUUGACCGAGUGUUAGUGAUGCGGAAAGGCAAAGUUCUCUUCCAGGGUUUGAAUGGACAUAAAGCACGAGCUUAUUUAGAAGAAUGGAAUGUUGAAAAGAAAAAGAUUCAUCCUCCUGUGCGUGCUGCCAUGGAACACCCUAUUAAACUAUCUGGAGCUCAUUUAGAAAAUGUUGAACAACGACCAAUAGAGGAGGUAGGAGGGGAGUUUGACGCUACAAACGAGGCGAACAGCACGACCAGAGACAUGAGAAGUCGUCCAGUUGUACCGGGAGGAGCAUCCUCUUCUACAUCAGGGACACCUAGUCGUGCCUCUUCGCCUUCGGGUGCCAACACUAGCGGAGCAGCAGUGCCGUCCAGUGUGUCUCCACCUCAUCCAUCUAGACUAGAUGUGCGAGACCCUGAAAGUUCGGCCUCUGAAGGGCUUCACUAUCGUGGCGGAAGUAGUGACGAUAAAAACGCCUAUUUUGCAACACUAAACUCCUCAUCUCAACAAAUAUUUGCAACCAAGCCCCGAACUAUUACAGAAGCAACCUUGGACUUCAGUCCUCUCAUGGGUUACUCUUCGUCUCGGGGCGCACGGUUAUCGAGUUCAUUUCAGAGUAAUAGAAGUGGCGAACGUGGUGGAGGUGAAGCUGGUAGUUCUAGGAUGGUUCUUUCUGGUCUAGGAGGAUAUGGUGCUCGUGGACAGUCAGAGUCGUCGACGCAAGGAGCGGCCAUGCUAUCCGGGCAAGUCUCUUCUUCGAGCUUGUUAGAAGCAACCAGAAAUAGAAGUUUGAGUACCUCCUGUAGCGCGCUACUCUUGAAUCCCGAAUUCGAUCCGAAGGUGUGCAAGAUGGACCAACUAGUCGUGCCUCACUUCGGUUCGGGGCUAGGUGGUCCAAGUAGUCCAAGUCCGGGUAGCGACGAACCUGCGUCUUCGUCACCAGGUGCCAACUACUCCGACAAAAACAACCUCUAUUCAUCCUCUGAACAACAACAGGUUGUGGACGACCUCAUGGUCGCUGAGGCACACGACAGGCCCACUUCUAUGCAAGAAUACCAAAUCUUCCAACAGGGGACUACCUCUUCUAUGAACGUUCUCGAAGUUCUUCAUGAAGCGCAUACUAUCGUCGGCUUUCUGAAUUUGGUCUGCCGUGGCCUACCAGAAGGCAUGAAUGUGGCUUCUUGGUUGCUUUUUAUAGCUCAGAUGAUGGACGACGCAGAUUGUGAAGUGGUGCAUAUGUCGACAGCCAGAGUCUAUGAAAUCGUGGAAAAACCUAUCUUAGAACGUGACCCAGUAAGUCAGUUGCGGUUGCCGUUAUUGCCGGAACUUUGUAACGAACAUGAAAGAAAAAUGCUACAAGAGUGGGAACAGAGACAAAUGGGGAUCAUGCACAGAGACAAAUGGGAACAGAGACCUUCUCAACAUACUACAGGAGACGCAGAUCAUGCUGGAAAUACUAGGCAGGGAAGUGCUCUCGCGAAGAACGAUGCGUAUACAGCUGAGGAGGACACCUUCACGACAACUCAGAUGACCCUGACCCGAUCUGCGAUCAACACUAGGGACAUCAACAUAUCUUCAAACAAUCAUCUGAGCAGUACAACUAAGGAUACAACAAGUACAACGAACUAUAGUCUGCUUCAAGGCAGAACUCUAUUGGAGACGAUCGACGAAGACGGCGUAUCCUCUCUGGAUAGUUCUGAAGCGACACCCAGUGUGGAUCUGAUGCUUUCGAGGAGUGAGAUAAAGUGCAAUCUAAAUGUGGGUCUAGUGCCCAACUUGCUCAGACAGCGACACAUGCAACGAGUGUACUUGGAGGAAAUCCUGCCUGAGCAUUUGCUACAAGACGCUAAGAACGGCGGCAAGAAGGCGAAGCUUUUUGCAACGCCACCCCCGUCUAGUGGGCGAAACUUUUCGAACUUCUUUUGUCAAUUUCGCAUCCUACUAAAGCGUGAGAUGCGUCACUUAUGGCGGUCGCCGCACCUGCUUCUGGCGAGAAUCUUCGUCCCAGUGGUUCAGAUCUCCUUCUACGGCAUCAUUUUCUUCGGCGCUGGCCGACAAUUCUAUGCGGGGAAGAAAGGAGGAGUCUAUCCUGGAUUUGAAGGGUGCUGUGGAAGUGGAUCCUCGACGUCCACUGACGGAAGAAACAGACUGAGUCAACAGGCUCAAAAACAACGGCAAAGCCUCAACUCAGAAGGCGAUUGGCAAGGAAAAAUGUUUGAGUAUUUCGGAGCUAUGGGCCAACCCUUCUACACUUUGAACACGCAAUCUGCGACCCAGUUUAUCCAGAACAUCCCGAGUGAGCGCGAAAUCUUUUUGCGGGAAUACAGUGCAGGAUUGUACUCGAUUCCGUGUUAUCUAUUGGCGAAGCUAAUCCCUGAACUGCUCGUUAUAUCACUGCAAGCUGUUCUUUUGCUCACGAUUCAGUGGCUAUUCGUCGGUUUUCCAUUAACUACAGAUCCAGCAGUUGCUUUUGGCCUCUUAGGUUUGUUGAUUGCGAACUCAUUGGCAGCUGGCAGUGUUGGGCAAUUUAUUGGCUGUGCAGCUGCGGACCGACCCGAAAUUGCAGCCUACGUUCAUUACGGGUAAACUCGACCCAUCUCCAACAGCAUCUUUUGGCCUUUUUCCACUUGAAAACAGCUAAAAGAUAUUCUAUUAAGAGAUGGGUAGUUGUCGGUACCUCUAACUUCAGCCGAUUUUCUUCCUCACCCUUUCCGCUGCGCUCAGUGGCAACUUCCGUCCCUUGCCGCAGAUCCCGUGGGCUCUUCGGUGGGCCGCUUACGUGUUCCCCACCGCCUUUAUGACAAGGAGCUAUGAUUAUAUGCUGUUCUCCAAUGCCGAGGAUAAUUUCUGGCCAGGAGAAGUUAGUCCCGAAAACUUGGAGACUUUUCGGAAAGUGCGGGAUAUACGAUUCGAGAAGAGGCAAUUAUCUUCACAAAUGCUCUUGCAGAAUUUCUUAGGGUUAUUGGGGAUUUUUUUGGCGUAUCGGAUUUUGGCAGGAGUGGUGUUAUGGAAGAAUAGUAGGUCGAUCUAUGCGUGAGAGAUCUAUAGUCCGCAUAGGAGAGAAGACCCGAAGUUGGACGUAGAAUGAAAUAGGGGAUGACAUCAAAAACACGCAUGCGAAGUGCGAUAAAUACUCACUAUUCAAGAUAGCAGUGCUUACCUCACCUGAUUAAUAUUAGUGAUCAAUUCAUGAUAAUAUCGAUGACUCUUCUCCAUUGAGUUGAGUAACCCCGUUUGUUGAUAAGAUUAUUUGACAACUUCUUCUCCAACCUGAUGUCUUAACUUUGUUAAAAU
Molecule: messenger RNA, 4545 nt
Organism: Amoebophrya sp. A25
Lineage: Eukaryota; Dinophyceae; Syndiniales; Amoebophryaceae
Source: the annotation of a GenBank genome assembly